CGGAGUCGCCAUUUUUGUCCUGCCUCUCCGGUGUUGUACGUAAAGGCUUACAGAAUUUUGCUGCGUUUUCAAAUGUAAAUUAUUGUUGCAAAAAGGUGUAAUCUAUUGCUGAAAAGUGCUGCAAACGGAAGUUUACUUCACCGUGAAUCGUUUGGCGAUUAUAAGGCGUCGCAGUGACAGUAAAAACGGCUAAUUUUGCGUUCGAAAGGUAGAAUUUUUCGCCCCGAUUGACGACCUCCGAGUGGGUGACGAAGAGGAAAAAAUCUUGUGUUUAUUAGGCACAAUAAUGGUGGCUGGCGCUGGUACUGCCGCAGCUAACAGUAGCUAUUAAGCCCCAUUGAUAGUAGCAUUGAAAAGUGGAUUCCAUACACUGCUCGAAGGACUGGAUACCGAUUACGGUGCACCGUACUAGGAUUAGCGAUGAGUGAAUCCGAGGAGGAAAUCGUACCCCGUGGUAAUCGUCGGUCGCUGAGACGCAGGGCGACGGGAGCGGCGAGUACGGGUGCUGCCGGCGGUCGAUUGCGGGAUGAUGAUAGCGACAUGGCAGAAGGCAAUGGCAGCGACAGUGGAAGCGAAAUCGAACAACCUGCGCGCAAGAAAAAGGGCAAGAAGAUUGUUCUGGAGGAAGACGAUGAAGCAGGCCCGAGCGGAACCCAGCAGCAGACUGACGGCCCCGAUAGCUCCGAGUGGGAAUCGGAUUGGAACAGUGACGAUGAAAAGUUGCUAAAGGAGGGUGGUGAAAAAGCAGCAGCCACUCUGAUAAGCAAUUUGGGGUACGCAUCCGAUUCGUCCGCUAGUAGCAAUGACAGCGACAAAUGUCCGAUCUGUUUGUUGUCGCUUAACGAUCAGGAAAUCGGUGUACCGGAGGUUUGUGAGCACGUAUAUUGUGCGCCCUGCAUCGAGGAGUGGUCCAAAAAUGUGACUACCUGUCCUAUCGAUCGCAAGAGUUUUGAUGUUAUCAACAUCUACAAAAGUGUGGAUAGAAAGCAGUUAGUUCGCAAAAAUCUAGUUCAGAAAAAGUCUCCCGUGGAUAUUCCGCUGCUAGAGGAUCAUGAAUUAACCUACUGUGAGGUCUGCCGCCGACCGGAUAGAGAAGACACCAUGCUGUUGUGCGAUUCCUGCAACUUGGGGUACCACAUGGAAUGUUUGGAUCCACCGCUGACAGAAGUUCCUUCCGGCUCAUGGUACUGCGACUGUUGUUUCGCUUCAGCUUCAGAUGAAGACGAUGAGGAAGUGCAGGAUUUGCUGAAUGAUCUGAACGAAAUUGGUGGAAUACGUCAAACCCGAUUUCGUGAACGCAUUAACAGUCCGCCACGGAUUGUUCGCACACGCCAAAGUGAGCGGAUUCGCACGGCGAUCUUAAGUCGCACUGCCACAUCAGUUCGGUUGAGUGUGGUUCAGAAUGUUGACCAGCCGGGGCCAUCUACGAGAAGGUCAACAACGGCAAGCACUACAGUGGCAGAGGCGUCAUCUUCCGCUCGUGUUGCCCCUGCGAAAACUCUCCGUAAACGACGAAAACGCCGUACCAGACGAAAAAUUCUUCGCAUGAUCAUCUCUGAGUAUGACGUAAACAACGACGAUGAGAAAUUUGCCUUGAAACGAACAAAAAUCUAUAAAAAACUGAAGAAAUUAAGUAAAAAACGAUCGAAACGUAGGGUCAGUAAAACGCGCAGUAGUCGUCGCAUCAAAGCGAACGGGCUAACUGAAGGUCUUACACAAGACGCUUCAGAGCUGCAAGCCACACGGUUCAGUACUGGCAUCCCUACCUUGAAGCUUUUCGGAGGGGCUAAUGAUUUAGACUAUUUUUCGGAUGACGAUCAAGCUCAGGAUAUGGAAGCGGAGACCACGCCAGGUGGUAGGGGUGAAACAGCUGUACAGAGCGGCAUACGCGCUGCUCUCCGAAACCCUCUUGGACGACGACGAGCUUUGAAGAGUGGCUUCGAAGCCAGUUCUAGCAGCGGACCCAUAGAUUUACUUGGAAGCAUUAUGGAAGAUCAAAAACGUUGGCAUUCUAAGAACGGAUUAGGAGACGUCAAAAUCAAUAAUGGAAAAAUAGUUUUCCAAGGUGGAAAUGCACUGAAGAAAAAGUUUACUGUGCCGGGAAUCACUCAGGCCGGCAUAGGAAAUACUCCUCAAAUAAGUAUCAAUAUUUCCAGUUCUCGCACAGGAGCUGCUGAUUCUACCAGUUCGAAUACAAACACUAGCCUUAACCAAUCGCAAACGACGGCUAGUUCUUCUGGAGUUGCCAGUUCGAUAGGUGGAUUCAACCCGAAUGAUCCUAACGAUAAUGACAGCGUGCCAGAUCUAUUGGACACGUCAAUGUUUGUAGAUCUUCCUCCCCUAAAGCCAACCCGUGAUGAGGAAGAAGAAAAGAAAAAGGAAAAUAAUGAUUUGGAUGCGUCGCGCACCGACAGAUCUACAGGAAAUCUCAGUCCUGCAUCAGUACCACUCCCAUCUGCUACUGCUGUGGAAAGCGGUUCUGAAAAUAGUCUAGCACCCGGUACUUCGAAAGGCUUUGGGAAGUUCAAGUUCACAAUGACUUCGGAAUCCAACUGUCCGAAUUUUUCAGUUUACUCUUCGGAGACUCUACAGUAUGCCAAAAGUGGCGGCGAAGAACCCUAUGAUCCGCUGGAUAGUGAGCAGAAAACCGACGAUGAAUAUGAUGCCGAACGUGACGAGGAUCUUGUUCAGCUAGAUGACGAAGAACUGGCGGUUCCUGUUGACCCCAAGGCUGUCGUUUCCCCGUUGUCUACGGAGCCUGAUCAGGAAACCAUUCCCAACGGUACGGAUGAGCUUCCCACGAGUGCACCCGAUCAUAACGCCUUCGAAUCCGAUUCUGAAGACGAAUUGAAACAAAUCGAAGAAACUUCUGUUCCAGUAGAACCUGAGCCCGAACCUACUAACGAACUCGACGCACUAACCCCUCCUUUAACGUCAACUGUUGCUGUUGCUUUAGCAAGCUCUACUACUGAUACUGCUACUACUCCUACAAUUACUACUAUCAGUACCAUGGCCGUCUCGCUACUAGAAACAGCCACAGCUGAAGAAACCAGCCCUACUACAACCCCAGUUUUGGCAACAUCCCCCAUUGUCGCUGUCGCAAUUACAGAUCCAGAAGCAGUUGAUUCAGCCCACGGUGAAGAGGAUCGUAGCUACACGCCCUGUUUGGAUGAAAAAUAUCAGGAAGCUCGCCGUGAGCAUGACAAGAGCGACAGUACUCCAACACUUCCGUUGUCAUCCACGGAAGGCAUUGAUGGCAUGGACACCGAACUUAUCUCCGAAGAAGAUGAGGACACAUUCAAGGAGGAUGAAGCUCAAGCAGCGUCCGGUGCUAAGCUUGCAUCGUCCGGUACUAAGAAGAAAGAUCUUGCGAUCAAAAAGGUAAAUAAGAAAGUAAAAGAACGUAACUAUCGUGACAAGGAAGCCAAAAGAAGAGAUCGCAAUGAUGAUAAAGAAAACGAGUCACGUCGCUCCCGGGAACGCAACCGUGAGCGUCGCCCGAAACGUAAGGAACUGCCCCGUUACGAUGUUCGUACCUUGAUUGAAAAGCGCCCUAAAGUGCCAAAAGAUCCAUUUGGGCGAGAUGUAACGCCGAAACCUCGCUCCAAGACUCGAAGUCGCUCGCGAACACCGGAAAGGCGCCGGGAGGUCUCCAUUUCCUUGAGCCCGGAACCUGCACGACGGUUCAACCGACGCCGAUCAGUUUCUCCACGAUACAGAGCACGAAACAGAACGCCGCCACACUAUCGACGGAAUGUAUCAAGAUCACCAUCACGAGGUCCCCGGAUGAAUUUUAUCAAUCGUUCCCGCUCGAGGUCGCCGAUGCCAGCCCGACGUUUAUCUGCCAGAUCGAUGACAAGAAAUCCUACUCCACCCCGUGUAAGAAUUCCACCGCGAUCAAUUUCGCGAUCACAUUCACCGGUGGAAGCCCGAAGCAAGACAAAGAAAAAUAAGAAGAAGAAACGACUUAACCCUUCGCCUGAUCGUAGCCGAAGCCGUACACCGAGUGAUCACAGCAAGAAAAAGAACAAAAAAGCGCGUAAGAAGAAAAGCAAAAGGCGCGCUGGAUCACCAGUCAAGAAGAAGAAGAACCGCAGGAGGUCAAUUUCGCCUAUGUUAUCACGGUCUCGCUCGAGUUCUCUGUCGAUUCUGAAUGCACCCACUACUGGGGUACUCACAGAGCGCUUUGCAAAAGUUCGACAGCGAAAUUCCUGGACACCACCGCCGCCUGCACGACCGAAAACGAACGGAACGAAUCUAACAGUCAUUCUAACUAACGAGGAAGCUCUCGCCAAACAGGCAAAGGAAAGGGAAAGAAAACGCAAGGAGGGUCGCCGCCGAGAACGGGUACGCGACAAAAAUCAACCCUCGAAGGAAGUAUUUGCAUCAGGUGAUAAUAUAUUAGUUAGUGUUAGUUUUAACGACAAAAAUCUGAAUAAGGAGAACCAGACAACAGUGGAGGGUGCAAGCGAUGCGCUAUCGGCAGCAGCGGCACAAAAGAGGAUGAAAGAAUUGGCGAAGAAGCGCGCUGAGGCUGAAAAGGCCAAGCGAAGGCGCCUUGAGCGACUGAAGAGGACUCGUGGCGAAGCUCCCAAACCGGUUGUCAUUAUUGACCUAGACCGUUCGCCGUUCCGCGUAUUGACACCUUCCCCGAGAGCCGUAAUCGUACUCAGCGACAGCGAUACAGAAAAGGAAAAGGACCGACGUGAACCAGAGUCUGGACGAGCUGGUGCCACUAACUCCAGCCAGCAACCAGGCGCUGAAACAGUUAAUACUAAUGGACCGACCUCAACAACACGUAAAUCUCCAGCUGAGCGUCAUGAGGAGGAUAUGUUUGGUCCUAAGACCCCGCCUGGUUUCCCGAGCCAACCACAACCCACGCAAAAUAAACCCCAGGCACCGAAGUUUACUAUGCAAGUGAAACCCAAGUCGUCGAACCUUCGUCCGUUGAAUAUGCUUUAUGAACCAGGCGAAUUGGAUGAAGCUAAGACUCCCGAAAUCGACAAUCCAGAGAGCUCUAGCAUGAACUACAAUAUGGUUGGCCCGAACACACCCCCAGAACCAGCACCGCAAUCUCCCUCCCCGGAUGUGUACGAUCCGUUCGAGCCAACGAAAUCUCCCUCCCCUUCACCACCUAGACGCGAUAAUGCAUCGAUUGAACGCCUGUCGGAUUUGGAUGAUGCUGUUUUACCAACGAGUAGCAGUAAAGUAGAUGGUCCGGACUCAGGUACUGGCAGUGGUGAUCCGAAAGUAGACUCUCAAAAUCAGGACGAAGUCAUGAAUGGAGAACCUGAUCCUCCACGUAGCAGUAGCAACAAAAUUACCAUCUUGAGUAACAUCGUUAUCAGCCAGCCGUCGAACAGUAGCAGCCAGGGUGUGGUAAGCGGCUCCGGUGUAUCGGCCAGUCAAAACAAUACCGGUGACGAUUCGGAUGUCAUCUUUGAUGAUUUCGUGUCCUCAUCGGCUCCGGCUCCUAGCCAGUCGACAGUAGGCUACAACACUACCACCGCUAGCAAUCCGAUUAAGUCGUAUAGCACAACAGCCAACUCGUCAAGCUUAAUUUCCAAAUUACCACUACCUCCGGGUGUCAACACCGGACAAAAGUUCAACGAUUUUAUCAACCCAACUGACUCACCGUAUUCGCCCGGAGCGAGUGAUUUCGAUGAUCUAUUCGAAGCGGGUGGUGCAGAUAUGGAGUCUCCACCGGCUGCACCUGUUAAGCAAUCCUAUAAACCGAUGAAGAUCAUGUCCAAGGGCGCUAAGAAGGGAAUGUUCGACAAUCUGUUCGGCAGCUCGCCUAACAACAGCUUCAAACGUAUGAAAAAGGCACCGCAUAAGCGAAGAGCUAAACCAAAAGGAGACGACGACGAAGAUAUGUCCAAGCUUACAACAAAGGAAAGGUUCCUCAAGAAGCUGAAUCGACUGGAACGGGUGGUAGAGGAAGUAAAACUGGUUAUCAAACCCUUUUACAACAAAAAGCAAAUUAACAAGGAAGAGUACAAAGACAUUCUGCGACGUGCUGUUCCCAAGAUCUGUCACAGCCGAACCGGUGAAAUUAAUCCAUUCAAAAUCCAGAAGCUGAUUAAGGCAUACGUGCGCAAGGUGCGGGGCAGGCGGCGUCUGGCCAAGAAGGGUCAAGGAGCCAUUGGCGGUCCAAUUGGACUGCCAGGUACUAACAUAAACCCAAUGAUAAUCUGAAAGGCUGUUAGGAAUAGUUGAGCAAAGGCAUGCGACGAUGACGACGAUCCCUGAGUUCCCCUGUCUUCGAAAUCCACAAUGUCGAGAAGAAGUAAAUUAUUGGCUGACGCAUGCCAGCUGCCCGUUGACACUCAGGAUGUGUUACAAGGUUUGCUUCUUUAUUAUUUUACUGUAGUUUAUUAUUUUGUUACAUUGCAUUUUCCUCCCUUUUUUCAACAUUAUCGCAUACCACAGAGCGGUGGAUACGCGACGCAUGUGUAUGCAUUAUUGAUGGAUUCUGAAAAAUCUUGGAUUGGCUAAGGGAGCAGAAUUUAGCUUGGUUCCUUGGAAAAUUUCGCGAAUGUUAGUCAAUAGGAUGAAUGUAGAGGGAGCGAGGAAGAUAAACAAAACGAGGAAAAGUAAUUAACAUACUACUUCAAUGGAAACGUAAGAAUUCCCUACAGAAUUAUACGAUUAAUUUUGUUGCUAGCAUUAAUGAUACAACAUACGAUCACGCAUCAAAUUUACUCAUAUUUGUGGUAGACAGUUGCUCUACACAAGAAAAAUCUAGUAGAAAAAGGGUAUUUAUGAUAACUAUCAUAUUGAAUAUUUAUUGGAUAUAAACAAUUCCUAGAAUAAGGGUAGGUUUACUAGAUUGUGCUAACUGUAGAAAUUUACAACUAAGGCACAUUAUCAGUGUAAAGUUUGUCCAAUAAUAUUGCUAGCUCCCGCCAGAGCAGCAGUUGCAAUCCCAAACAGUUCUUUUUGCUCUAACUCAUACACGGAAUGUGUCGCAAAUCGAGCCGAUUGUUUGCUGGUGAACAACGGUUUUAAGCUUCGAAACCAUCAUGCUUCCCAAUAGUUAUAUCGUACUUUUUUCUCAAGCAAUGUGUGCAAAUAACUACACUUUUUCACAAUCACGAUACGAUGGUAAUGCAAUUUAAUUUUACUACAAUCCAACACUGUGGUCACCGCAUGAAAGCUUAAGCAACUGGUGAACCCAAUAAACAUUAUUUUACUGUUAAGCCCUGUCGCGCCAGACUUCGUCGGGAAACUGAAUUGAAUUGAAAGAAAUCGAAUAAAACUCCCCGUCUGUGGAUGUGGUCUGCGUAACAGUAAUCACGCAUCAAUUCACUGAAGCUCUACCUAAACGAACGGACGUUUGGAAAAACAAUUAAACGUGAGUAAUUUUAAAUCGAUAGUAUAGCUUACACACACAUACUAUAUGAAUACAAUUAAUGCAGAGAUAAUGCUAAUAAAAAGUGAAUAGUUUAAGCCA
Wyeomyia smithii (pitcher-plant mosquito) is the source of this 7456-nucleotide messenger RNA. Its product is annotated as PHD and RING finger domain-containing protein 1. The record is from RefSeq and is a predicted model, not a curated record. The coding region runs from base 421 to 6198 and encodes 1925 amino acids. The transcript has 6 exons. NCBI's taxonomy places the organism in Eukaryota, Metazoa, Arthropoda, Insecta, Diptera, Culicidae.